GUGUGUGAAGGGGUGGGGGUUUGGAAGAUUUAUAAAGCCUCACAAGCUUCUCACAGAGUGCAAAAGAAAGAAGAAGAGAUACUGUAAAGGCACACAGAUUUUCUUUCCAGCAUCACACAGAGGUGACAACCAUGAAAUCAGUUCUUAGGUGCGUGACUUUGUGUGUCAUCCUGGCCAUCACAGUGUGCUUUGAGUCUGAUGAGAGUAAUGAGUCUCUUGAAGACCUGAUCCUGAACCGCUACAGAGCAAACACUUUCAUGAACUCUCCUGGACGCAACAACUAUAACACCUACAGAUGGGGUGUCUUCAAGUCUCCAGCUGAACGUCGUUCUGAGAUCUGCGAGGACAACUUUAACUGUCGACUGAUGGCUCGUCGCUAUGGCCCCCAGUUCGCCUAUCAGAAGUACUUCGGUGGUCAGCGAGUCAACAACAACGGCCUCCGUUACUGAGCAGGCAUGCACACUGUGUGUGUACUGAACCACACACUGAAUUUCAACAUUAUAUUAGUGUAAUCAAAAUCAACGCUACAUUCAUUUUUACGUUUUUGUGUGUAACUUUUAUUUCUCUUUCUGAUGCCUGACUCGGGUUAAACCGUGAGAUUAUACCAUGAUGAUAUAAGAAGAUUUACUAAUCAUGAUCAGUCAAGUCAAAACAACCCUAAAGGACCCUGUCUAAAAAAAACUUACAUGAUUUUAAUGCAUAUCAGUAGAUGGAGCAACGUUAUCGGAGUACAUUACAUUAUUAUUAUUAUUAUUUUAAAUUGCUAUAUAGAGUUAUUAGAAAUAUUUUAGAAAUAUAUCUAAAUAUGUCAUGGAGUACAUGUUUGUUAGAAAUCUGUCCGUAGCGUUGAUUUAUUCACUCUAGCGAAAUGAGCCGUGACAUCGUGGCCAUGUUUUCUUUAUAUGAGAGCACAAAUAAAACAAAAUGUCACCAAUUUUGCUGAAUAUGAAUACUAUUGUGAACUCACAAUAGCAAAUUUACAGCAUAAAGACAGACGUGUGCAAGCAUGUCAUAGCCUCGAUCUAGAUUCACAAAAUUAGCUGCUUCUGAGCAGGAGCUUAUGGGAGCUUUUGAUCUUAUGGAACUUAUUUGACAACACUACAAUUUUAAUUCAUUGUAUUAAUGAAAUGUGAUUCAACUGAACCGAAUCGAAUUAAACCGAAUUCACUUAUCCAUUAAACUGGUUUAAUUAAGUGAACUGGAUCGGAUUAAACCAAUUUCAUUUAAAGUGAAUUUGUUUCGAAACUAAAUUCAACUAAACCCAAUCAGUUUAAACCAAAUCAGAUCAGAAUAGUUUUUGUGUAAUCACAUAUUUUACUAAUAUAUGUUUUUGACUUAAUUUGCAUUAUAUUUCCAGUCUUACUUACUUACUAACACACACACACACACAAUCAUAAUCCUCACACUCAUUACCUCACACACUUUUUACUUUUGCACAUAAUCACAAAACUGUUGUUAUUUUUUACACCAAAAAAAAAGUAAAACAAUAAAAUAAAAUGUUCAUUACAAAA
Ictalurus furcatus (blue catfish) is the source of this 1511-nucleotide messenger RNA. It is a transcript of the gene mgp, whose product is annotated as matrix Gla protein. The transcript has 5 exons. Gene Ontology annotation, molecular function: calcium ion binding. The record is from RefSeq and is a predicted model, not a curated record. Lineage: Eukaryota; Metazoa; Chordata; Actinopteri; Siluriformes; Ictaluridae. Gene Ontology annotation, cellular component: extracellular region. Bases 132 to 449 code for a protein of 105 amino acids.